Drosophila rhopaloa is the source of this 2396-nucleotide messenger RNA. RefSeq names its product zinc finger protein. Gene Ontology annotation, molecular function: RNA polymerase II transcription regulatory region sequence-specific DNA binding; zinc ion binding; DNA-binding transcription factor activity, RNA polymerase II-specific. The transcript is spliced from 5 exons. Bases 237 to 1961 code for a protein of 574 amino acids. NCBI's taxonomy places the organism in Eukaryota, Metazoa, Arthropoda, Insecta, Diptera, Drosophilidae. Gene Ontology annotation, biological process: regulation of transcription by RNA polymerase II. The record is from RefSeq and is a predicted model, not a curated record. Gene Ontology annotation, cellular component: nucleus.
CCCUGCAAACCCGGCUUGCUGUUUUGCAGAAUUUUCGCAGUUUGCCGGCAAAGGAUGAAGUGCGCAGUUCGCAUCUGCGGCAACAGACCCGUAUACAAAAACGUAGCCAAAGAUCCCGGUAAACACCACACCGUUUUCUCCACUUUUCCAAGUGCCCGCGAGACUUUCCACAGAAAAAACGACCCAGCCCUGCCGAAUCUGGAGGAAUCCCAUUAUCUGUGGCGAACUUUUUAAAGAUGAGGUCUUCCAGGGCAGCCAGUGAUUUAAAAUGGGGAAACCUGCCAUACAAAAACAAAGGCCAUGUGGAAAGGCAGAAGAACAAAAAGCUGGCUGAGCUGCUCUUGGCUGAGGCGGAGGAUAGUGAUGCCACUCCCACUGUUUCCACCAUUGCCACUCCCACUCAAGACAGUGCAUUCUUUGAUAGCCACUCCGACGAAGAAAGCAGUGUAACCCAGAACUCAGAUCAGCUCCCAGGAAGCAAGUGCCGCACUUGCCUUCGAAUCUUAUCACUAAACACCAAUGUCAAGGACCUUUACGACAAGGAUAACGUUGGGCUUCGCUACGACAUAGAGUCGCUCACUGGAGUGUGGAUACAAAGAGGAGUGCAAAUAUUACCUCAUCACAUCUGCGAAACUUGCCAGGAUGCGCUGAAGAGAUCUAUUGCUUUCCGUGAUAAAUGCAUUCAGAUUGAUAAAAACCUUAACCAAAGUACAGAACCAGUCUUUAAAAAUUAUUUCCAAAAUUGUGAUGACGAAAUGGAGUCGGAGCUAGAAAAUGUCCUCUACGAACAGUCCGCCCAGCAGUCCAAUGCAGCUUUGGGAGUAGAUUUAAAAAUUGAUUUUUGGUCGGACAGUGAGUGUGUGCUAGAUGAAGAGGACUUCCCACUAGAACUAGAGUCAAAUGAUUUAUCGUUUGAAGAAGAUGAGAGAUCCGUGAAUGAAGAUUUAAUAUUCCCUCUAAAGGAAACUGAUAACUUCUUGGAAGAAAAAAAAUCAUCGAGAGAGCCAAAGCAUGCUUGCAAUGAGAUUGUAAGCAUUACAAAGUGUGCAACUAAAGAGGAGAUUGGAAACAUGGUGGCUCCCGGAGCCCAGGUCUAUAAGGUAGUGCUAAGUGAAUGCAAUCGCAAAGAUGAGACCAAGCCCUCUGAACCAAAAGACAAACCACCAAAGUAUUCGCUGCCUUUGCCAAAAUACAAACCAAGGUUAAGCGCGGAGGAAAAGAAAAGAAGACGGCGCGAAAGGGUUCAGGCCAAGCCAUUAAAUCAUGUCUGCGAUAAGUGUGGUCACUCCUUCCGUCAAUCUGGCCAGCUGCAGAUGCACCUGCUCCGGCACAAUAGCACCAAAAACUUUGAUUGUCCCGAGUGCCCAAAGAAGUUCUACGACUCCUAUUCCCGCAACAUUCACUUAAAGGUGCGACACAAGGGGGUUAAACCAUUUCCAUGCAACCAUUGCAACCAGUCGUUCGCAAGCGGAAGCGGUCGUCACAGGCACGAGAGGGAAGUCCAUGGUGCAGAAAAUCGCAUCCUGACGCGACAUAAAGUGACUGAAGCCGUCGGUCGACACUUUUGCACCAAGUGCACAAAGAGUUACACCUCCAAGAACGCUCUAAGUUAUCAUAUGAACUCCCACAACGGAACCAGGCCCUUCAAAUGCAAAGUUUGCGGCCGUGGGUUUGCAGACCCAUCCGCUUUGAGGCGGCAUCGUGUAAAACACGAUAAGUUUCCGUAUCACUGUGAAUUCUGCCUCAGAGGAUUCUUGCUGCGCUGCAAACUAGCGGAACACCAGUUGGUACACACUGGAGAACGUCCUUACUGUUGUGAAUUCUGUGAUGUUCACUAUCGUCAUAGGUAUAAUCUAACCAAACACUACAACAGCAACAUGCACAAGAAUAACGUGCUAAAAGCUCAGGAAGCGGAAUAUAAUGGACUGCAGAAAACACUUAACGAUUUUUUGAACUUAUAAAUCUUAAGCACAAUAUUAUACAAUUUUCUUUAGAAUCUCUGACAACACAUCACUUAAUUAGGCUUAAAUCAAAUGCUCAAGAGGUACCAAAACUCAGGAAGAAAUGCACAUAUAAACGCAUUUUUUUUGGUAUAUAUAUACAUAUUUACACUCAUUUACUUAAAUGGCACAUUACUUUAAAAUUUAAUGAGAACUGCACAAUUAGCAAGUGCCAAAGUCUUAAAAGAGAAAAAAUUGAAGUCAUAUAUAUAAAUUUGAAAAAAAUGUGAAUUUCUUACUCAUAAUAAUAUUACAUUCCAAAACCAGGAAUAUAAUGCAUUUAAUAACGAUAAACAGGGGUAGGCUGAUUGAAGAAAGGACUUGACUUAAAUUGUUAAAUUAUACAUAAAACUUGUAUACAAAUAUCUGAAAUAAAGAAUAUCAAAUUUAAUUUAA